GGCCAGCCAAAUCUGACCACGCUCACAUCCUGCGCGCUCGUAUGCCAUGACUGGUACUACCUGACGUGGUACCAUCUUCGUCAACGCAUCUAUCUACGAGAUAGGAAGGACGUCCUCUCGCUUUCGAAGACACUCCGCGCAAAACCUCGCCUCCGUGAGGUCAUUCAACA
Molecule: messenger RNA, 170 nt
Organism: Fomitopsis serialis
Lineage: Eukaryota; Fungi; Basidiomycota; Agaricomycetes; Polyporales; Fomitopsidaceae
Exons: 1
Source: RefSeq, a predicted model, not a curated record